AUGAGCGUGUCGGGGGAAACAUUUGCCUCAUGGGCAACGCAUGUUACUAGAUGCUCAAACCCAACAUUUAACCGCGUUUUAAAUCGUCUUUGGUCAAAUCCACAACUUCAGAAGAAUGUCUUAGCUGUUCUUACAGGGGUUACGAAACUCAUUCAGUCGCGUGGUGGAACUGAAUCUGCGGCAGAGUAUUACGCUGCAUUGCUCCUCGUUGCCCUUGGCCGUGUUUUGGUCGCACAGCCUUCAGAAGAUUGGGCAUCGGAAUCUGUUCGACAUAAUUUUAGAAUUCUUCUUCAAUUUACGGAUAAUGAAAAUGCGACUUUACGCAAAGCUGCUCACCGGAUUAUAUCUGAACUUCUGGCGUCCACCUUAAGUCGAGAAGAUGGUUUUCAUCCUGUGUGCCGCCAAACAAUGAAUUACACUUGCAGGCUUAUUCAACAGGAGACCUCGCAUCUCUCUGGCCUUAUCCGUAUAACAGAUGGUGCCUGUAGCCGUUUGCUGCAUAGCUUAAAUCUUAUGAAAUCUAUUCUAUGGCUGGUUCCCGAAAAAGACGUCAAGGCUGGCUGUGAGUGCACUUUGGAGCUGACCGCCUUUAACAACUCACUGGUUGUCAAGUCUUCUUUCGAUUGCCUGCGGACGUUGUUUCAAGCAAGGGUAAAAGACUCGUCUCUUCCUUUGGAUACAGCGGGAAAACUAAUGACUGCCUUGCUUACUUGCAGACCACGUGACUCAACUUCUGUUGAUAGCGAAGCUCUCCAAAAAGAUUCUGAAACCGUGAUCGCGUGGUUGGAGUGUUUGUCUGCUGGUGUUGGCUACUUAACAACUCUGGCAGUCGAAAAUCGUGACAAUACGUCAACUCUCUCAGCCUCCCACGUUGCGGUGGAACACUUGGAUCACCUUAUUCGCACCGCACUCAACAUUGUAGUUACCAGUCCUCUACCCAGUUUGCGUGAUUCUGUCAAGCGACUUCUAGUCAACAUCACGCAGAACUACUUGAAUGAACAAUUACAGUCGUGCGACCUGCUCACCCAACGACCUCGACUUCUAUCAGAGCUCUGCACCUCUCUGCAAAACGCCCUUAGUCUAGCCCGGCGUGAGACGUGGCCCAAUCUACUGUACAUCGCUUCGCAUCUCAUUUACGUCUGGGCGAUGGCCACAGUUGUGGGGAACAGCGUUGAUUAUAGCUUGCCCGAUGAGGUGACCGGUCUGCUUAACCGUGUGGCAAGCCUCCGUGACGCCUCCACGGAUAGCAUCGAGGGUCUGGUUGACACCGGUGGUGUUGAUGAGACAGCACUUGUCGGCGAGUUAGAUCGAUUCAUCCUCACUUCAAUGGAAUCCUGGGGCAUUGAGCCGGUCCUUCGUGAUGCCUUGUCUCUGGAACCCCUCGUGGCUGAAUUGGAGUCGGGCAGCGUUGAGCUGCGUCGGUCUUGGAUCCUGCCCCUCAUCGCGCGUGUCCACCCGGCUCGCUCCUGCAGCUUGGCAUUCUUCCACGCAUCCGUCCUGCCACUCGCUGACCGCGCCGUCACGGUCGCCAAAGCCGCGGCCAACCAGACGUUCAAACGGCAAAUUGGCGGCGGCGGCGGCCGUUUUGUCCCUCUCUCGGCCAUCUUGAAUGCGGCAGUGCAGAUGGCGCGUCAGCUCUGGUUCACGCUGACCGCUUUCACGCGACGUCCGCCCACUCGCUGGGCCGAUCUCAUGGACUCGGGGCUCGGUGGACGACUCGUUGCUGGCCUCCUCACCGCCAAGGCCGUUCGACCCGUCAUACUCUCUGCCCUCCGACGCCUUAUCGCCUUUGCCGACAGUGAAGAAUCCGUUGCCGUGAUGAGAUCUGGGGCAAAGCAAAUGGUCCCGCGGAUUCUCUCAAUGUUUGAGGAACAAGAUUCGACCAAUGAUCAGCAGCUCAAGCAGCAACUGCACACGACCUUAGCCGUAUUCUUACCACUCCUCACUCCUAAGAUGCUCUCCGUGCCCUCUGAAAUGGCCUAUAAGAAACUCGUCGCUACGAAAAAACGCAUCGUUGGUUUCCUGCAGCCCGAGUAUCGCGAAUCGCGCGCUAUAAAGAAAUGCGCCUACCGCCUCCUGGAGGCAGUUCUCGCCUCCUCGAACCCACCCGCAAAGGACUUUGUCGCGUCCAACCUGACAAGCCUGACCGCCUUCAUGCAGCGAGUCGCGCCACCGCUGCUCUACGUGGAGGAGGCCGAAGAACACGACCGUCUCUCGUCCACAAUGGCCGCCCUCGCGCUCUCCAAGAAGGAUCGCAAGACGCUGGUGGCCAGCACACCCUGGAAGGUGCGUCUUCGUAUCCUCCGGAUGCUCCUUCGUGCUCACGUCGAAAGGCAGGCCCAGGCUGAGGCGCCGAGCCACGACGUGGAGGACUUUAUCAACACCUUCAUGCCCGAGGUGAGUAAAACGCCUUCUCUGAACAGCGUGGUUCGUGUCGUGGCGGAGAAGUUGCUGGUGGACAUGGUUCUGUCCAGCGCUGGGAGUCUCCCGCAGGAGCACGAAGGUCUUGGGGUCCGUCUACCGCGACCGCCUUCCUCCGAAGCUCCACACGACGAUGACAAGAUGGAGGAGGAGGAAGAAGAAGAUGAUGAUGAAGAAGACGAAGACGAAGAGGAGGAAGAAGAAAGCAUUCGUGAUGGCAGUGACUCGGAGCACUCGUACGCGCCCACGGAGAUUGCUUCUGUCUGCACUGCGAUCACGACAACCGGGAUGAACCCUGUUGCUGCCGCAAAGACUUGUGCGGGUCUGCGGGGCAUCCUCUCGCGUCUCUGGCCGUUGAUAAUGGAAGCGACGCCGGAGAGCGUGAAAUCAUCCACGACGUCGCAGCUGCUGCGCCUGGAGGUGACCGCGAAGGCGGUGUGUCGGCUCCUUUCCAACCUCCAUCUGCGUCGCUCCCUCAUGACCGACCUCCAGGCAACGGAGGAGGGACAGGACACGUCGGCUGCCGCUCUGGUUCUCUCCAACGCCAACCUGGCCUCGCACAGCCUCGUCCAACUGCCCUCCAAGCAGCUUGCCAGCCUCGGUCUUCAGAUAUCUCGGCUUCUGAUCGCCUUUGUGGGACACUCUGUCUACGUGUCGGACAUUGUUAUGAGCAUUCACAAGGUCCACGCCGCGCACAAACGCUCUCUGCGAUUUUUAAUCAAAGCGAUAGUGGGGAAGUUACUGAAAAAGGUUAGCGUGCAGGCGUUGCAGUCGUUGAUGAACGCCGAGUACCACAAGAUGAUCCGAAACAGCGCCAAGAUCCAACUUCGGCGAGAUCGCAAGCGCAAGUCCGAGGGCAAAAAGGGCGCUGCCAACCGACUGCCAGGGGAUGACGAUGAUGAUGACGACGUCGACGACGAUGGAGUUUCCAACGUUUCCGCGCAUUCCCGUCGGGUACCCUCGGUCUCUGGCGCCUCCUUCAAGUCCUUCGGCAGUGCUCUCUCCCUCUCGAAGCGAAUACACGUCCAGGGCUUCAACGAGAUCUUGGCAGGUUCUAGUGAUGAGGACGAGGCAAAUGCUCCAGCGCAGGAGUCUUCAAAGACGGUGGCUACCAAAGCAGCCCCUGAGCCGCCGCGUCGUCGACCAGGUCUUGCCGCAGAACUGGAACGCGCCGCCUCGGUAGCUGGACUUAGUCGUCGAUCAAGGCGUCUCUUUGGAAGCCGUAGUGGUGGCGGCGGCGACGGUGACGCAGUGGACAGCUCUAGCGACGAUGACGAUGCGGCCACAACUCGGCGUGUCGGAGUCGCUGGCGAAGGCACCCAGGGCCACAAGCGUCGCCGGUCGUCGGCAGCGGGACUCGAACCGAUGACUUACCUCGUGGAGGACGCCGAAGACGAGGUGCUCGACCUCGCGGACCCGGAGGCUCUGGCGCGCCACCUCACCGUCGCGCCGUCCGCGCAGCACGCGAGACGCGCGUUGGCAGCCCACCGCGGCGACGGCGGUGUCGCGACGACCAAGCGCAAACGGGCUCGGCUCACGUCGCUCGCCAGCGCCGCCGCCUUCCCAACCACCGCCGACGGCAAAUUGAUCAUCAACGAGGAUGGUGCCGGUAACCCCGAAAAUGAUGCUUGGCUAUUGGAUGACGAUGCUGGAUCCAGCGGCCACUUGCCCGCCCACCUUUCGCAAUUGGCCGAGACCAAGGUCCCCAGCAAACGGGCCAAUCAAAUCCGACACUCCGGUUCAGUGUACAGGUCGGCACGCGCUCGCGGGGACAUGAAGAAGCCCGGACUGCCGGAUCCCUUCGCCUACAUGCCUCUCGGCGCUGGAGUGCCCGCCAAGAGCAGGAAGGGCAAAGGCGCAGUGGCCGAGCGAAGAGCCCUUCUGCGCAGCCUCGGUGCUGGCAAACAGAAACGCAAGAAGCUGCCAAGGACGUCGUCUGUGGGGAAGAGUGUGGGCAAGAGGCAACGGCAUCGGAUGAAGAAGUAG
This is a messenger RNA of Mesocestoides corti, 4407 nucleotides long. The record is from the annotation of a GenBank genome assembly. NCBI's taxonomy places the organism in Eukaryota, Metazoa, Platyhelminthes, Cestoda, Cyclophyllidea, Mesocestoididae.